GUAACUCUUAUACCAAAUGAAAGACGGUUAACAAAACAUCGCGAUUGUAACUUCAUGUUAUUACGAACAUUACACAUAAGCAACAGUAAACAGCGAGGUCGUUUAACAGUAACAACCGUACCGUAUGCCCAUUGUUGUACUUCCCUCGAAACGUUAACAUUUUCACGUGUCGUCUGUGACAAUGUCAACAUGUAGGCAAGUGGGGGUGCUGGUCGCGUGAGUGGGUGAUCAGUCGGUCUCCGCGAGUGAGAGGCGCGGGCGUCAUACACCGAUUCGCCGGCCUCAUAAAACAACUUUCGGAAACAAUAUUAACUUUAUUACAUCAGAAAUAAAGUGCAUUAUCCUGUGGUGAUAACAGUGAUCCGUGUAGUUUUGUGAUUGUGUUAAAAUGACCGAGGACAACACUAUGAGCGAUGAUUUGAAACGUCAAGCUGCUAUGUUUUACAAUUCAACAGAAAGAGAAAAAACAAAAGAGCAGUCAUCAUGGCGCUUCUGGCAGAAGAGACGGCUGUUGGUCGCUCUGCUAGCGUUCUUCGGCUUCUUCAACUGCUACGCGCUGCGGGUAAACCUCUCUGUCGCAGUCGUCGCCAUGACUGAGCCUGUGGAAACGGAGCUAGACAACGGGACCAUUAUUUAUGUGCCCGAAUUCGACUGGAGUUCCCAAACCAAGGGUCUGGUGUUGAGUUCGUUCUUCUACGGGUACUUGGUGACGCAGCUGCCCGGCGGCUGGCUCGCGGCUAAGAUCGGAGGUAACAGGGUGUUCGCAAUCGGUAUCGGCGCGACUUCUCUACUGACCCUGUUUACACCGCCCCUCGCUCACACCAGCACUGCGCUUUUAAUCGCCGUUAGAAUCGUAGAAGGCCUUUUUGAGGGUGUGACAUACCCAUGUAUCCACGCGGUAUGGUCUCGGUGGGCGCCGGCGUCGGAGCGCGCGCGGCUGGCCACAUUCGCGUUCAGCGGCAGCUACGCCGGGACAGUGGUCUCCAUGCCGCUCUGCUCUCUUCUCGCGCACUACACAGGCUGGCCGGGGAUAUUCUACGUCUUUGGUAUCCUGGGCUUAGUAUGGACUACAAUAUGGUGGCUGGUCGUGAAGGAAUCACCGGAGAAAGACCCACAUAUAACCGCAGCAGAACUUAAAUAUAUACAGGAGUCUCGUGGAACGCAAACUGUGGAGGGGGCACAGCUGCGCCACCCCUGGUGUGCCAUGCUCACCUCCCCACCCGUUUGGGCCAUCGUCGUCGCCCACUUCAGUGAGAACUGGGGCUUUUAUACACUUCUUACAUUCCUACCUACAUUUAUGAAAGACGUGUUCAAGUUCGAGACGUCGUCAGCGGGCUGGGUGUCAGCUCUGCCGUACCUCGCGAUGGCGCUGGUGCUGCAGGUGGCAGGACACCUCGCUGACUGUCUGCUGCGUCGCGGCACCUUCUCCCGCACCAACAUACGUAAGAUCUUCAACUGCGGAGCAUUUCUAUCUCAGACAAUUUUCAUGGUGGCAGCUGCGUAUUCAAGUAAUGUGGUUGCCUGCGUUGUGUUCCUCACCAUUGCUGUUGGUUUGGGAGGAUUCGCUUGGUCCGGUUUUAGUGUAAAUCACUUAGACAUCGCACCACCUCAUGCGAGUGUAUUAAUGGGUUUAUCAAACACAGUGGCAACUCUGCCAGGCAUCAUCAGCCCACCUCUGGCAGGUGCCAUUGUCACUGACAGGACAGCAGAGCAAUGGCGGAUCGUAUUCUUUAUAUCAAGCGGUAUUUACUUAGUGGGAGCUAUUAUUUACGGCUGGUUGUGUUCCGCUGAACGUCAACCCUGGGUUGCUGAAUGCGAGGACGCAAGCUUCAGCACAGAUGGCGCCUCCGUCACCACAGCACGGGGCAUAGACAACAAGGCUAUGGAUCAUACCGAAAUGUAAACACCAUAGACGAUCAUAGACAACAGACUAGUUAAAAUAGAACCACAGACAACAAAUAACAAAGCAGUAAAGUAACAGACCCUUAUGGUUUUCUCUUA
Molecule: messenger RNA, 2001 nt
Organism: Papilio machaon (common yellow swallowtail)
Lineage: Eukaryota; Metazoa; Arthropoda; Insecta; Lepidoptera; Papilionidae
Gene: MFS9
Product: vesicular glutamate transporter 1
Exons: 11
Coding region: 389-1903 (504 amino acids)
Biological process (GO): monoatomic anion transport; transmembrane transport
Cellular component (GO): plasma membrane
Molecular function (GO): transmembrane transporter activity
Source: RefSeq, a predicted model, not a curated record